Messenger RNA from Diaporthe citri, 933 nucleotides. RefSeq lists its product as uncharacterized. The record is from RefSeq and is a predicted model, not a curated record. Lineage: Eukaryota; Fungi; Ascomycota; Sordariomycetes; Diaporthales; Diaporthaceae. The transcript is spliced from 5 exons. The coding region runs from base 1 to 933 and encodes 310 amino acids.
AUGGCGCCCCAGUCCUCCAUCCCGGUCGCGGCGACGGUCCUCGGGACGAUAGGAACGAUCCUGUGGUGCGUCCAGCUCGUGCCGCAGAUAUGGACCAACUGGCGCACCAAGUCCACGGACGGCCUGCCGGGCUCCAUGAUGUUCCUGUGGGCGAUAUGCGGCGUCCCCUUCGGCGCCUACAGCAUCAUCCAGAACUUCAACGUCCCCAUCCAGGUCCAGCCACAGUGCUUCAUGGGGCUCUGCCUCGUCAGCUGGGCCCAGGUCCUCGUCUACGGCCGCCGGUGGCGCGCCUGGACCGCGGCGCUGGUGGGCGUCGCCGUCACCGCUGCGUGUGCCGGCAUUGAGGCUGCUUUGAUCCUGACUUUACGGCCAAUCUACCUUGAAGGCAAUGAGACGCCGGUGCUGGUUGUGGGUAUAGCGGCAUCUGUACUUCUCGCUGCAGGCCUCCUCCCGCCUUACGGCGAGAUUUGGAAAAGAAGGGGCAGGGUUAUCGGUAUCAACUGGGUCUUCCUGGCGAUGGACUGGAGCGGCGCCUUCUUCUCGCUUAUGGCACUGGUUGCACAAAACACGUUUGACGUGCUAGGAGGUGUGCUGUAUAUCAUCUGUGUGAUACUAGAACUUGGUAUCUUCACCUCCCACUUCAUCUGGCUCAUCAGAACAUACAAGGUCCGGAAACAAGCGAAAGAGCAGGGCAAGACUUUCAACGACAUCGCACUGGAGCACGAGGAGCUUGGCAUUCCGUUCAAAUUCGCAGAGAGGAAGAGCAAGAAGGAGAGACGCAAGCGACAAAAAGACGCCGAGGAGGGCACCGUGGUAGAAGCUCGGACCGAAGAGCCGUCGCAAACCGCAGCCGGGAGGGAGAGUUCGGCGGACGAGUCACCGGAGCACGGAGCUGGACAGACCGGGAAGGGCAUUCGAGAGAAAGAUCCUUGA